Messenger RNA from Phytophthora infestans T30-4, 978 nucleotides. RefSeq lists its product as uncharacterized. Bases 1 to 759 code for a protein of 252 amino acids. Lineage: Eukaryota; Oomycota; Peronosporomycetes; Peronosporales; Peronosporaceae. The record is from RefSeq and is a predicted model, not a curated record. The transcript has a single exon.
AUGCAGUGGACGCGCGAGCUGAACGACCUGCUAAACCAGUGCGUAUUCGCCAGCGGCUAUGACUUCGAGGCGUCCAGCGAGCAAUUCUGUCAACGGGCCACAAAGUUACGCCUGUGGCGUGGCGACGGGGAGAUGACGUUGACAGCAAAUCAGUGUCAAGAACAAUGGAUGGUCUUGAACCCGACAGAGGAAGAGGAGGAAGAAAAUGAGGGAGAAGGGCCAGAGACACACAGCAAUGAGACUAGAGAACGGCGUGUCGUUGAGGCCAUCACUGAGGAGGAGGAGGGCUUUGUGGUUGUGCCGGAUGGAGGACCUCGAUUGGAGUUGUCCGUGUCAGAUGCAGAGCUGGAUCAGCUUCUGAGCGCGCUUCCACCUAGUGAGGAACCUGAACAAGUCGAUGGCUCUUCGUCUGCAGACGCAAAGAUGACGCGUCCUCGCAGUGAGAUGCAGUGGGUGCUGGCGUUCUUGACGGACCCGGACGCGAUCGCCACAGUCGACGUUGAGGCCAAGAACUUGAUGAAAAGUCGUGAGGGAAAUGACGACGACAACUACCAGGGUUUUCUGCAAGAUCUUCACGAUGCGAACCUACUGGCACCAGCGCCGAUCAGCGCACUUGAUCGACCUUCUAAGCAACAGCAAGGAGUAGACACAGCAUGUGUUAAUAACACCGACGAGUGUGGGGAAGACAGCAGCGACGAAGACCAAGAAGAAUGGGAACGUACUCGACAGGCCGUGAAACACUCGAGGAAGCUUCAGUAGCUACCGGAUUCCCUCGCAGUAUUCAUAAAUAAUGGACCAUCCUCUAGCAGCAGCAUUUACGCCUUUCGUCGCUUGUUUGCCGCUUUCUAGGGGCAGAUUUUGCUGUUGCGCUCUCUUUUCUCCUGCGUUUGGCAUACUUUUCUGGCUCCUCCACGUGCAUCACACUAGCGUCGAGACCAAUUUCUUCGCUGAGCACUUGUAGCCAAAGCAGCUGCUUGU